AACUUAACAUUAUAUUCUUAUAUUUGGUACGACCUUACCAAUGAACAGCCUUGGCUGUUUCUGUCCUCUCCCUCCUCUUCUUCAUAAACUCUGUCCUCCUUGCUAACUCUUCCUCAAAAACCAUCUCCUUCCCUGCCUCUUUCUACCUACUACAUAAUUAUACCGUAAUUUUCAUAUCUUGAAGAGUACAUUACCAUGUUAGCCAUGCCAAUGCCUCCUUCUGAACAUGUUUCAUCACUAAGCCAAACAAAGCAUGAGAAUGAACGAACUCCUUUGGUGUUUGAUGGCCCAGUUCUACAGUACGAGUCCAACAUACCACCCCAAUUCAUAUGGCCGGACGACGAAAAGCCAUGCUUCGAGCGACUGGAGCUUCUAGUUCCUCCCAUUGACCUGAAAGGCUUUCUCAGUGGGGACGCUUCGGUUGUCUCAGAAGCCAUUCGUUCAGUCGAUGAGGCAUGCAAGAAACAUGGAUUCUUUCUCAUUGUGAAUCAUGGAGUUGAUUUCCAACUAAUAGCUAAAGCUCAUGAAUAUAUGGACACAUUCUUCAGAAUGAAACUCGCGGAGAAGCAAAGGGCUCAGAGAAAGGUUGGUGACAGCUGCGGAUAUGCUAGUAGCUUCACUGGCAGGUUUUCCUCCAAGCUUCCUUGGAAAGAAACACUUUCUUUCAGAUACUGUGCUGAUAGCAAGUGCUCAACAAUUGUCAAGGACUAUUUCGUGAAUGUCAUGGGUGAAGAUUUCGCAGAAUUCGGGAAGGUGUACCAAGAAUAUUGUGGAGCCAUGAAUAAUCUCACUAGUGGGAUAAUGGAGCUACUAGGAUUAAGCCUAGGAGUUGGCCGAGAGUAUUUCAAAGAAUUUUUCCAAGGAAAUGAUUCCAUAAUGAGGUUGAACUAUUAUCCAGUAUGCCAAAAACCAGAUUUAACCCUAGGAACUGGUCCUCACUGUGAUCCCACAUCCUUGACGAUCCUGCAUCAGGACCAAGUCGGUGGCCUUGAAGUAUUUGUAGAUGAAAAAUGGCAUGCAAUCACUCCUAUACGUGAUUCCUUUGUUAUCAAUGUUGGUGACACAUUUAUGGCUCUAUCAAAUGGGAUUUACAAGAGCUGCUUACACAGAGCAGUUGUAAACAACAAAACCGUAAGGAAAUCACUUGCUUUCUUUCUUUGCCCAAACAAAGGCAAAGUGGUCACCCCACCAACAAAUUUGGUCGAUACUGAAACACCAAGGCUGUAUCCUGAUUUCACUUGGCCUAGUCUACUAGAGUUUACACAGAAGCACUAUAGGGCAGACAUAAGAACCUUGGAUGCUUUCUCUGAUUGGAUUUCACGCCAAAGCAACUAAACCCAGGAAACAAAUAUGGAGGUGUUGAUAGUGCUUUUGGUGGUGCACAAGGAAACUAGGUAGCCAGGUGCGGAUCGGAACAGAUGGAAUUAGGUUGUUUGUUAUCGUGGGAGAGAAUCAUCAUAUUGUAAAUGAAUGGAACAAGAAAUUCGGAGGAAUAAAUUAAGUAUAGGGCUCCAUAUCUUGUUUUUAAUUUUUAAUUUUAUGUCAAUUCAAGCAUGAAUCAUUGUACUUAUAUAUACUUUCUUGACCACUAAAUGUAUCGAACUUUCACAU
Molecule: messenger RNA, 1611 nt
Organism: Argentina anserina (silverweed cinquefoil)
Lineage: Eukaryota; Viridiplantae; Streptophyta; Magnoliopsida; Rosales; Rosaceae
Product: gibberellin 20 oxidase 1-like
Exons: 3
Coding region: 196-1335 (379 amino acids)
Biological process (GO): flower development; unidimensional cell growth; gibberellin biosynthetic process
Molecular function (GO): gibberellin 20-oxidase activity
Source: RefSeq, a predicted model, not a curated record